UUUUUGGGUUUUCAUUACAUAAAAUCUUGGUGGGAGUCUACUAAUAUUUUAAAUAUUAGGACCGAUGGAUUCGUGACUAUUUAAUAACGAUGGAGCUGGCGUCAAAACAGCUCGAGGUUCUCAUGAUUCAUGAAAUUGUAAAGUAUUAUUUUGCACGUGAGAUGCGUUUAAAUAAUUACAUGCCUGAUCGUACUUUGGAAUUACAAUCGCAAGAGUCUGAAGCCCAUUCAUCUGUAAAACAGGCGCUUGAUCUUCAUGGCUAUUAUUUGGGAGCAAAAAUUGCUAAUAGAUUGACGAUAGGUAAAGGACGUAUCUGGGAUCCUAACAACUGUGUCAUUUUUGUUUGCAAGGAUGUCUGGACUUAUAUUUUCGGUGAAAAUGCUGGACGUUUACAAUCAAACAGUCAGGGCAUUUAUAUAAUUCUAUGUGACCAUAUACCAUGGCUUGGUCCAUUAGGGAUGCGGCCACCGAUUACCACGGAUGUUAACAUCCUCCGCAGUUUCGAAGACAAUUACAAGUUGUUCUAUUUGUUUCUUUUAUGCGGUAUUAUACGUGGAUCGUUGGCUUCACUUGGCUUAGCUGCAACAGUAACUCCAUCUAUCGGUGACGGAUACAAAUUCAAAAUCAGUCUAAGGGACUAGCAAUGUUUGCAGCAAUGAUAUGCGUUCAGCGUGCGAUUUACCAAUCCUGAUAACAAUGCCCACGUGUGGUAAUCAACUAACCAUUCGCGUAUAAUCAACUGGAUUGGUUUAUAACCCAAUGCUGCUAGGUGUCUAUUUUUCAGCCGUGUCAUUCCCAGAGGCUCUCUCGUCACUGGGCACAAUGCAGCCUCUGCUAAGGCAUCCAAGGCAAGAUUUCUGUGACAUUCACUUAGUCGCUUUGAUAUAAACUUACCCAUUUAUUAAAGCGUUUACACGAUAUAAUCCUACUGCUGCAGAGCUUUCGUAAGGGAUUCCCAAUUCCUUUAGGCAUUCAUACAGGUCGCAUAUUCGCUGUAUUGUAGAAUAGAUUUUAUGGAAGCCCGUACAAACCUCUGU
Messenger RNA from Babesia bovis T2Bo, 1037 nucleotides. Its product is annotated as Transport protein particle (TRAPP) component family protein. The record is from RefSeq and is a predicted model, not a curated record. Gene Ontology annotation, cellular component: cis-Golgi network; trans-Golgi network; TRAPP complex. Lineage: Eukaryota; Apicomplexa; Aconoidasida; Piroplasmida; Babesiidae. The transcript is spliced from 3 exons. Gene Ontology annotation, biological process: endoplasmic reticulum to Golgi vesicle-mediated transport; regulation of GTPase activity. Bases 90 to 641 code for a protein of 183 amino acids.